AAAGUUAACUAGUCUCUGCUUUCUACUAGUAUGUGUGUGAGAGAGCAACAAAUCCCAACCUCUCUUGAUCUUCUUAAAAAACGCACCCUAUUCUUCCAUAUUUGCAUCGCAUUUGUUCUUGAAUCUCUUUGUAUCCCCAGGGUCUCUUAGAGAGAGAGAGAGAGAGAGAAGGAGGGAGGGAGGGAGAGAAUGUUCCAUACCAAGAAACCCUCAACUAUGAAUUCCCAUGAUAGACCCAUGUGUGUUCAAGACUCUGGUCUUGUCCUCACCACAGACCCUAAGCCCCGUCUCCGCUGGACUGUUGAGCUCCAUGAACGCUUUGUGGAUGCUGUAGCUCAGCUUGGAGGCCCUGACAAGGCCACUCCAAAAACCAUCAUGAGAGUCAUGGGUGUGAAGGGUCUUACCCUUUACCACCUCAAAAGCCAUCUUCAGAAAUUCAGACUUGGAAAGCAACUACACAAAGAAUUCAAUGAUCAUUCAAUCAAGGAUGCUUCGGCGUUAGAUCUUCAACGAAGCGGAGCAUCUUCAUCCGGCAUGAUUAGCCGCAGUAUGAAUGAGAUGCAAAUGGAGGUGCAGAGAAGACUGCACGAACAAUUAGAGGUUCAAAGACACCUUCAAUUAAGGACUGAAGCUCAAGGAAAAUAUAUACAAAGUUUGUUGGAGAAAGCUUGCCAAACCCUAGCAGGUGAUCAAGACUUGGCUUCUGGAAGCUACAAGGGAAUUGGGAAUCAAGGAGUUCCUGAUAUGGGUGCAAUGAAAGACUUUGGUCCGCUUAAUUUUCCACCAUUUCAAGACCUUAACAUUUAUGGGAGUGGCCAGCUUGACCUUCUACACAAUAUGGAUAGGCCAUCACUUGAUGGUUUCAUGUCCAACAAUCAUGACGACAUUUUUUUGGGAAAGAAGAGGACUAAUCCUUAUGCUGGUAGUGGCAAGAGCCCUUUGAUUUGGUCGGACGAUCUGCGUUUGCAAGAUUUGGGAUCGGGACUGUCAUGUCUUGGACCUCAUCAAGAUGAUCCUUUGAAAGGUGACCAGAGCCAGAUUGCACCACCAUUAAUGGAUAGUGGCACUGAUCUGGAUUCGUUAUCCGAUUUAUAUGAAACAAAGCCAGUACAUCAGGGUGAUGCACUGGAUGAAAAGAAAUUGGAAGCAUCAGCAAAGACUGAAAGGCCAUCACCAAGAAGAGCACCACUUGCAGCAGACAGGUUGAGCCCUAUGAUCAAUACCGGUGCCAUGCCACAAGGCAGAAACUCACCAUUUGGUUGAAGCUGACUUAUGAAUUAUGUAGAUGUAAGUGACAUGAUAUUAAUUAUUAAGCUCUUAUAAGUAUGAGAUGUAGGGUUUUUGGACUGGAAAUUAAGUUACUAGCAAUUUAUUAAAUUAGGGUUUCUACUCUGAGCUAACAGUACAAUGCCAUGUGUGGAAAACAAUCCAGUCAAAUUGUGAUGAAUUGACAAAGUACAUUAAAAUUGCACUUGUUUUGGCACUUGGUUUCAAUUCUUAAUUUUA
Populus nigra (black poplar) is the source of this 1506-nucleotide messenger RNA. RefSeq names its product myb family transcription factor IPN2-like. Lineage: Eukaryota; Viridiplantae; Streptophyta; Magnoliopsida; Malpighiales; Salicaceae. The transcript is spliced from 6 exons. The record is from RefSeq and is a predicted model, not a curated record. Gene Ontology annotation, molecular function: DNA binding; DNA-binding transcription factor activity. Bases 190 to 1263 code for a protein of 357 amino acids.